CACAUAGCGACACGUUCCAUCCAAGCGCCGGGGGGCUAAUCUUCUACUGCGCGUUUGCGACUAUCCUCUCCCUUUCGCCAUCUCCGCGUUGGAGCCCUUCCCGCCAUGAACUCGGUUCGAGCAAUCCAGAAGCUCAACAAGCGGGAGCUUGAAGCGGGUAUCACCCCAGAAGGCUCCUGGCACACGGACUACCGCGAUACGGCCUUCAUCUAUAUCGGUGGCCUGCCCUACGAGCUUUCCGAAGGCGACAUCAUCACCAUCUUCUCACAAUACGGCGAGCCUGUCUGGGUAAAACUAGCACGGGACAAAGAGACGGGGAAGUCACGCGGGUUCGCGUGGCUGAAGUACGAGGACCAAAGGAGCUGCGACCUGGCCGUGGACAACCUGGGCGGCGUGACGGUCAUGGAGAGGGUACUGCGAGUCGAUCAUGCGAGAUACAAGCCCAGAGAUGACGAGGAUAUGAGGGACAAUACGAUGGGAGAGCUUGACCUCGACCCGGGCAACGAUUCGGAUGGUGGCAGGCGGAAGAGGCGCAAGACCGAGAGCGAAAGCGACUCCGACGAAGACAGGCCGCUGCUCCCGGAAGAGAUCGAGCUGGAGAAGGCGAUUCAGAACCUGGAUGAAGAGGAUCCAAUGAAGGAAUCAAUGGUCAAGAGGCUACAGGAGAAGGCCGAUGUUGCGGUAAAGAAGUAUAAGAAGAUUAAGAAGAAGGAGCGCAAACACGAAAGGCGGCAUCGCCGACAUGGAUCGAGAGAUCGCGACGGUAGUAGGGACCGCGAUAGAGACCACAAACGCAUCAAGGAUCGCGACGAGUCGGAAGACGAACGUCGACACCGGAGCUCAAAACAACGGGAUGAUUCAAAGGACGGCGUGCGAAACCGUCACAGGGACCGAGGUGGAAAGGACCAUGGCCGGCGGGAUCGCAGCCGCGAGACCCGGCGCUAUAGUUCGGACGACGAGGACUAUAGACGCUCCCGCUCUAAACGUUCACCGCGAUGAUGUCGAGCAUACUACGAAUCGAAGCGGCCAAGCUACAAUAUAUACGAACCUUUUUCCCACCAAACCCAUACCAGUAUUUGUGCAUGAUCGUGUCGUCAGACAAGACAGUACUUACAUCUCCUUGCUGCAUCCCCUUGCUAUAAUAGUCUCUUAACCACGUCGUAUAAACCAGUGCAACAUACGUGCAGAAUUCUAAGAAAAGAUAUCCGACAGCAAGGAAUACUAGACCUCCAGUCAGAAUCAUUUUCCACAUCCUAUGUUUGUCCGCCCCCCUCCCUUCUCGCAAGGCCGAUUUCUUCCGUUAC
Molecule: messenger RNA, 1304 nt
Organism: Trematosphaeria pertusa
Lineage: Eukaryota; Fungi; Ascomycota; Dothideomycetes; Pleosporales; Trematosphaeriaceae
Product: RNA-binding domain-containing protein
Exons: 1
Coding region: 106-999 (297 amino acids)
Biological process (GO): mRNA splicing, via spliceosome
Cellular component (GO): U2 snRNP; precatalytic spliceosome; catalytic step 2 spliceosome
Molecular function (GO): RNA binding
Source: RefSeq, a predicted model, not a curated record